AGCAUACAAGUACACGUACUUUCAGCAAAACAACACAAAAAUUACAAACUUCUCUGAUACGGUGUCAUAGAUAAAAAAAUCAAUUUAUUUUUAGAUGAGGGAAAUGUUGAUGAAAAAACCACUUAACAUAUAAUUAGACUUGCUGAGUUAUCAUAUCUUAUGAUCAGUAUGUAAGUAAUUGAUAUGUUUAUCGUUUGUUUGUUGUUGUUAAUGUUGAAUAAAUCCAUUUACAUGUACAUUAAGCAUGUUUGAUUAAUAAAAACGAUAACUAACGUCACCAUCUACAAAUCCUAUAUAAGAACUAAGGUAAUAAUAAAUUAAAACUUACUAGCCAUAAACAUGGCGAGUUCCUUGGUAUUUGUUUUACUGGUGAUCACAGCAGUUGUUUUGUCGGAAGCUGAGUCGCUCAGAAACCAAGAAUUGAAAGAAAGAGAUGAAGAAAUGAGUCAUAAACCAAAAAGAGAUUUUUUUAAUUGGGAAACGGGAAAAGAAAACGUUCCGGAUAAAUUGCCAAAAAAUGAAACGGGCUCUUCGGAUGACAACCGGCAAGAUAAAGAAAACAGUAUCAAAGGAAAACUGCAAGAGGAAAACAAUACGCAAGAAACACCACAAAAUGACAACAUGCAAGGAAUACCACCGGGGCUCAACAUCUCGCAAGGAGCACCAGAAAAUGACAACAUGCAAGGAGCACCACCGGGGCUCAACAUCUCUCAAGGAGCACCACAAAAUGACAACAUGCAAGGAGCACCACCGGGGCUCAACAUCUCUCAAGGAGCACCACAAAAUGACAACAUGCAAGGAGCACCACCGGGGCUCAACAUCUCGCAGGAAACACCACCGAGACUCAACAACGUGCAAGGAGCACCACCGGGGCUCAACAUCUCGCAAGAAACACAGCCGGGGCUCAAUAUCUCGCAAGGAGCACCAUCAGGACUCAAUAUCUCGCAAGGAGCACAAGGGGAUCAAAAACAGUCAUCUGGGGAAGAAGGGUCUUCAGGGGAAAACGGAUCUCAGCAGCAACCAAAUAAAAGAAAUGGUGACGACGAAUGGGAAGAUACUCCGUCUACAGAGGGUCCGCCCCCAGUGUUCGCUGACCCUGUGCUUCACGUAGAUCCAGAGUCUGUAAUGGGUUAGGUAAUUCUAACGACAGGAGUAUGCAAGGCAUCAAAUAUUUCAUCAGCUAGAACUCUAAUGGAAAAGUUUGAUUUGCGACAAAAGUUAAUUUAUUAAUAAUGAUGACUUCGGGAAAAAUAACUGGAUAGCUUAGGAACGGUAAUUUUUAGUAAUCAACAUAUUUGUUUGAUUACAUCCUCAAACAUUUCGAAAAUCAAUUUUUCUAUUCUGUAUUAAGAAUUUAUUAUGGCUAAUAAAUGAUAAAGAAAAAUGUUUGA
Molecule: messenger RNA, 1391 nt
Organism: Magallana angulata
Lineage: Eukaryota; Metazoa; Mollusca; Bivalvia; Ostreida; Ostreidae
Product: basic salivary proline-rich protein 3-like
Exons: 1
Coding region: 340-1134 (264 amino acids)
Source: RefSeq, a predicted model, not a curated record